UUUUGUCGGUGCCCAAUAGUAGAGCUCCAGUUAGUAACUGGUUACCUACAGCCAUCGUGCUGUUCCAGCAAAUCACUAAUGAUAUGUACUAGUUGCAUACUUGUAUGCGCUAACUCCGUCCAGUACUCAUCUGUGUAUCAAUAACCAUAUUCCAUCUUUGACCACAAAGAAGCUUUGCCAUGGCAGCUAUCCUGCAAAACACAUGCAGGAAGCUCAGGUCCGUGAUCGGAAAUGAGGCCAUGAUGCUUCUGAACUUCACCGGCGAUCUGCAGGAAAUUCUGAAGCAGCUGGUGGCCAUAGAUGCAGUGAUCCCGAGCACCGACUCCGAUGAGGAUUGGUUAACGGAUGCUUACGGUCCUCAGGAUAGUUGGCGGAUCAGGGUCAAUGCGGUCGCAUAUGUGGUCUGCGAUAUGGUGGACGAGUUGCAAGAGAUGACAGUACCGGCUGCACGAAAUAAGAUGGGAAAGAUGCUCACCCCGCCUGAGAAUGUCGCCGUUGAACCCAAGAGCAAGGAGAUCAUGUUGGGAAAGAUGAAGGAGAUUAAAGAAGCGCUCAAGGAGUUGCAAGAUAAGUCGCGUAACUUUGAUCGUGUAGCGGAUACAACAACAAUUCUAGGAAGGGAGAAAGAUGUAGAAAAUAUACUUGCACGGCUAUCUGUGUGCUGCUCAUCCCGGCAAGGCCCCACCAUUCUUCUCAUCUGUGGGAAGCCCGGUGUUGGGAAGGCAACCGUGGCAGCAAUGGUUUUUGACAACAACCGAUUCAUGGGCUAUUCUCGGGUGUGGAUCAAUUUCCCACCAGGAGAUAUUCCUGACUUGUAUGAAAUUGCCAAGUGCAUACUUUCUCAUUUAGUACCAACUGGGGGAGAAGAGAUCAUCGGCCAUGGUUCAAAUGAAGACAUGGACCAUAUAACAAACCGCCUUCAUGAGCUUCUCAAUGGCAAGAAGGUACUCAUUGUGUUACGUAAUAAUAGCGGAUGGGAUAUGGCCAGUGAGUUGAAGGAAUUGAAGGAUGUGUUGGGCAGUAAUCAGGUGAUCGUCAUAGCGACAUCAGAGAGAUAUCCCAAAGAUGAUGAUGCCAUGGAAAUCUUUGGUGUUGAACCAUACAGUCUACCUCCUUUGGAUGAGGACAUGUGCUGCAAGAUUAUCAAGCAAACCAUCGUUCGUUCUCAAUAUAGAUCAGCAGACAAAGAAGAUUUGAAGCGGAUAGCACCACAAGUUGCAAAGCUCUGUGGGGGUAUACCAAUGGCUGCACAGUUAUAUAGCAACUUGCUGCAGAACAAGCAUGUUGUUAGAGAAUUUCAAGAACUACAGGAUUCCGAAGACCCUUCAGAGAGACCCCUUGAAGAAUCCAUAGAGUCAAGCUACAAAAGUAUGCCACCGAAUUUGAGGUUAUGCAUUGCUUAUUGCGCCUUCGUAUUGAUGAAAAGAGGCGAAAUAGUCAAAGAGGAUCUGAUUCACCAAUUAAUUGCUCUCGAUCUUAUUGAGCCAUCCGAGGCGUUCUCUGCUCCACAGCUUGCUGAACAAUAUCUCAGGAGGCUCCUGGACAUGUCACUCCUUCAAACUGCAAAGACAUCUCCGACUAGUGCAAGGGAUGAUACGUGUGCAGUCUCAUUCACCAUGCACAAUGAGGUACAUGGUUUCGCAUUAACUUCUUCAAAAAAGUUUUUGGGUGUGAUGGAGUAUGGAAGGAGAUAUCGUGAUAUUCCAGAUUGUUCCUAUGUAUUGCUCUUAGAUCUUGACCGCAAGCCAUUGGACUGGAUAUUCAAAAAGCAAAGUACACGGGCGCUACAUUGUUUAGGCUGUACAAAGAUGAAUUUUGGUAAUGAUUCAUUUUCACUUGCAAGGGGCCUCCGUGUCUUGGAAUUACAUGAUGAGAGCUCCUUGCAGAAGCUACCAGAGUCCAUCUGCCAACUGAGGCAGCUGGGGUAUCUCAAAUUGUCAGGCUGGUCAGGAUUAGUUACUCUGCCGGAAUCAAUUGGUGGUCUAAUAAAUUUGCUCCAUAUCGAUCUAUCGUCAUGUUCUGGCCUCAUACAUCUCCCAGGAUCAUUUGGGAAGCUAAUAAAUUUGGUGCAUAUUAGUCUGUCAGGGUGCUGUAAACUAGAAAAUCUCCCAGAAUCAUUUGGGAAGCUAAUCAAGUUGGUGCACAUCAACUUAUCAGGAUCCUCUGCACUAGUACAUUUGCCGGAAUUUUUUGGCAAGCUAAUAAAUUUGGUGCACAUCAACUUAUCAGGUUGCCUUGCACUAGCAAAUCUGCCAGAAUCCAUAGGGGAGCUAACAAAACUGGAGCACAUCAACCUAUCAGGCUGCCAGGCACUAGUAGAUUUUCCAGAAUCUUUCAGGAAGCUAACAAAAUUGGAGCACAUCAACAUAUCAGGCUGCCAUAAACUAGUAAAUCUUCCGGGGUCUUUUGGAAAGCUGACAAGUUUACUUCAUGUCAACCUAUCAAGCUGCUAUGGACUAUCAAAGCUGCCGCAAUCAUUUGGUAAGCUCACAAAUUUGGCACACAUCAACUUAUCAGGCUGCUCUGUAAUAAAGAAACUGCCGCAAUCAUUCUGCAAGCUCAUAAGUUUGGUGCAUAUCAACUUAUCAAAUUGCUCUGGACUAGCAACUCUUCCAGAAGCUUUUGGGGAUCUACAAAAUUUGUUGCAUGUUGAUCUAUCACGCUGCUAUGGACUAGAGCUGCCAAAAUCAUUUGGAAAGCUAAAAAAAUUGCUUCAUCUGGAUUUAUCAUUCCGGUCUUGUUUUGAAGGGAUGCAAACAAUAUUGGGUGGCCUUACAGGUCUCAAGCAUUUGAAUUUGUCACACCCUUGCUGUCGUCGUGCUGACUACCCCCAUCUCAAAGGAUUGAAACAAGUUCUGGGCCAAUUCGUCAGGCUAGAGCAUCUAAACCUAUCAAUGUUCCUGAAUCCUAUCUUUUGCGACCAGUCACAAAAGGAGAAUCUUGAAUACAUCAAACUUAUAAGCGGCCUCUCCACACUGAAGUAUCUGGACUUAUCUCAUAACAUAUUUCUUCGUGAUCUACCUGAAAGUCUAAAUGGCCUCGAGAGGCUACAUACACUGGACCUCUCAGGCUGCAUUAGACUUAAGAAAGUUAACGAAUGGAGGACUCACAUGCCCUCUUCUCUCAAGUCACUAGUACUAAGUAACAUGGAAAGUUACCAGUUUGUGGUUGGCCAUGAAGAUGUCAUCAACAACUACAAUCAGCUGGUGGAUGUAAGAUGUAAGGAGUUGAAGAUAACUCGUCUUCAGAAUAUGAAGUCUACGGCAGAACCACGGAGGAUAAAAUUGGCAAAGAAACAAAAUCUUCAGAAGUUAUUGCUUUCUUGGAAUGUGAGAUCUAGGCGAACCAUGGAGGAUGAUGCUUUGCUUGGAGAACUGGUGCCACCGCAUAGUCUACGGUGCCUUGAGCUAAAAGGUUACAGCAGCACAUGCUUCCCAUCCUGGUUAAGAUCGAGCAGCAUAUCUUCAUUUAAUCUUGUGGAGGUUACCAUGGAGGACAUUCCGAAGUGCAGGGACUUACCACCGCUUGGUCUUUUACCAAACCUGCAGCGAGUGGUUCUCAGAAGGAUGGCCAGAAUCACAAGAAUCCACGCCGGUGACCUGAGUGGCGGCAACACAGCAGCAUUCAAUCGACUUUCCAAGUUUAUCAUAGAAGACAUGGGUAGCCUUGAAGAAUUCACAUACUAUGGUGGUGGUGGUGUUGCAUUCCCGGUUAUUGAUGAAUUGGUGGUGAAAAAAUGUCCCACCCUGAGCUUUGUACCUUUCCCGCCUAGAGCUCGGAGGUUAGUAAUAUCAGACUGCAAUGCUGUGAUGGUUUGCUGGACGAACAGAGCAGGAAGACAUGGUGUGGAGGGCCUUUCUUGUAUCUCUACACCAGUAACCUGGGUUACUGAACUGGUGGUCGAGAACUGCUAUGUGCAUCCAAGUCACUGCUAUUUGCUCAACCACCUCUCUGGCCUCCGCAGCUUAACUAUCAAGAAUUGCACAGAUUUCAACACUCACCAGAGAAUAUUGGGUUCCUAUCCUCCCUCCAGAUGCUAUGUUUCUCUCAUUGCCAGAUGGAGACACUGCCAGAAGAAUUGGGUAACCUGAGCUCUCUCCAGGAACUGCUGAUAGAGUCCUGCGGUCGGUUCCGAGGUUUGCCGAACAAGAUGAAGCACCUUGCCGCCCUUCAGUCAAUGCAUUUCACCGAGUGCAACUCUAUGACAGAACUUCCCCUGUGGUUGGGAAAUCUCACCUCUCUUCAGAAGCUUGCGAUUGAGAGAUGCAUGAAUAUUGAGUCUUUGCCCCCCAGCAUAGGUGAACUUACCAAUCUCAAGGAUCUGCAUAUUGUGAGCUGUUCAGAUCUGAAAUGGUGGUGUGAAAAGGAUGAGAACAAGAAACAUCUCAGUCACAUCCGGCCAAAAAUUGAAGAAGCUCCUACCAGCGUUGCGGGCGAUCACCUUCGUAAAUCUCAGAACAUGGCUCUGACGAAAUCUCAGAAGAUGACUCAUACGAGGAUAUACUGAUGGAACACAGCCUGACGACCCUUAGCAUUCCAGUGAUUUUUGUCGCCAGCUUAUCACUACAAAUUAUAAAUGUUUUUCUGAUGAAAAAUCCCAUAGCAGGACAUGAUUUCAG
Messenger RNA from Aegilops tauschii subsp. strangulata, 4619 nucleotides. RefSeq lists its product as uncharacterized. Gene Ontology annotation, molecular function: ADP binding. The record is from RefSeq and is a predicted model, not a curated record. NCBI's taxonomy places the organism in Eukaryota, Viridiplantae, Streptophyta, Magnoliopsida, Poales, Poaceae.